Felis catus (domestic cat) is the source of this 794-nucleotide messenger RNA. RefSeq names its product calcitonin related polypeptide alpha (gene CALCA). The transcript has 4 exons. The record is from RefSeq and is a predicted model, not a curated record. The coding region runs from base 151 to 471 and encodes 106 amino acids. Gene Ontology annotation, molecular function: hormone activity; calcitonin receptor binding. Gene Ontology annotation, cellular component: extracellular region. Lineage: Eukaryota; Metazoa; Chordata; Mammalia; Carnivora; Felidae.
GAGCAGCUGCUGGUGCUGGGAGGCAGCCGAGCCACUGCUCUGCUCAAGUGUCCCUGACACUUCCACAGCGCCAUCGCCCGACGCCAACGCUACCGCAGCUGCCACCGCCUGGGCUCCAAGCCACCUGCUGCCUGCUGCCAGAGAAGCGCCAUGGGCUUCUGGAAGUUCUCUCCUCUCCUGGUUCUUGGCAUCUUGGCCCUGUACCAGGUGGGCAUGCUCCAGGCAGCACCAUUCAGGUCUGCUCUGGAGAGUCCUCAGGACGCUGCUAUGCUCAAUGAGGAGGAACUGCGCCUCCUGCUGGCUGCAAUGGUGAAGGACUUUGUGCAGAGGAAGGCCAGUGAACUGCAGCAGGAGCAGGAGACCGAGGGCUCCAGUGGAUGUCUGGAACCUCAGAUGGGAGGAGAGCAAGAGGAACAGGCCAGAAGAGAAUCACGCAGGAAGAGAUGGGGGGCAGCCCUGUGCUUCCCCUGAGGAAUCACAGCACGGCUUCUCAGUCCUGCUUGUGAAUGUGUUUGCCGAUGGGGAAUAAAAGUAUAUUUCUCAAAAGACCUGAGCGGUGGUGGUUAUUGCUCUGGCCCACACCACAGGCUUCCCAGGUUCAGGGACCUGUGCUUAGAAGUAGCCUCAGCCCUGUGGUAGCUGGGUGCAGGGUGGAGUAGCUAGUCCUUGGACCAACCUCAAGUAGGAAGAACAGGAGCAGUAAAGAACAGGUAAGCACCUCGGGGACCCAACGCUGUAAAAUCGCCUUUUCUUCCAGGUAAGUCGGGGAAUUUUUGUAUUUCUAACAAGGGAUA